Messenger RNA from Lepisosteus oculatus (spotted gar), 5520 nucleotides. Lineage: Eukaryota; Metazoa; Chordata; Actinopteri; Semionotiformes; Lepisosteidae. The record is from RefSeq and is a predicted model, not a curated record.
CUUGCAUCUCACCGAGCAUACAUAUUGACUGCACGCAUCCCAACUAAGCUUGAACAGACUUUCAAUUAUUUGGAAAUUCAAGGAAUCCACUGUACCAAGCCUGGUCAGCUGGUUGUGGAGUGUGAAAGGGGUGUUAUUUCUAUGAAGCUUGCGUCCUCUGAAGAUGUGAACGAAGUGGUGGCACACAUAGGGACCUGCCUCCGAAGGAUAUGCCCUGGUCUGUCUCCUCUACAAGUAAUGAAGAAGCUGUUGAUGGAACCAGUGGAGCGCCUGUCAAACCUCCAGACAUUGUGGGACAAUCAGAGUGUGACUGAGCCUGGGCCUUGUGGUGGCUUCUCGCACAUGUACAAGUGUGUCUGUGACUGGCUGGGACUACCGUAUAGGGAAGAGGUGCAGUGGGAUGUGGACACCAUUUAUUUAACACAGGAUACAAGAGAGUUGAAUUUGCAGGAUUUUAGUCAUCUUGAUCACAGAGAUUUGAUUCCUAUCAUUGCUGUUUUGGAAUAUAACCAGUGGUUUACAAAGCUCUCCACCAGGGACUUCAAACUGUCCACAGAUGUGUGUGAUCAGAUCCUGCGAGUUGUGGCCCGGUCAAGCAGGCUGGAGGAGCUGGUUCUGGAGAAUGCAGGCCUCAAAACAGAUUUUGCACAGAAGCUUGCCAAUGCCAUUGCCCAUAAUCCUUGCUCAGGACUUCACACAAUAAACCUUGCAAACAAUGGACUUGAAGAUCGAGGUAUUUCCUCUCUGAGCACACAAUUUGCCAAGCUCCGAAAGGGCCUCAAACAUUUAAAUUUGUCAAAAACCUCAUUAUCACCCAAAGGGGUGAACAGCCUUGCCCAGUCACUGAGUGCCAACCAGCUGAUCCCCAACACCCUCGUUCAUCUGGACCUCUCGGGGAACAUGCUUCGUGGAGACGACCUUGUGAAUCUGUACAGUUUCCUGGGCCAACCCAACAACCUCUCUACCCUGGAUUUGUCCAAUUCAGACUGUCCGCUUGACAUGGUGUGUGCUGCUCUUCUUCGAGGCUGUCUGGAACACCUAACUGUUUUGAACAUGUCAAAGAGUGUCUUCUCUCAUAGGAAAGGAAAAGACAUUUCUCCUUCUUUUAAGCAUUUCUUUAGUAGCUGCUUGGCUCUGACCAGCAUUAAUGUAUCUGGAACCAAGCUUCCUCCUGAAGCACUGAAAGCACUUUUGCUUGGCCUGGCAAGCAAUCCCAACCUAAAGGAAGUAUCACUGGAUCUUAGCUGCUGUGAGCUUGGCCACUGUUUACGGUCAGGGGGAUCACAAAUUUUGGAGGGCUGUAUUGCAGAAAUUCCCAAUAUUUCAAGUCUGGAUAUUUCAGAUAAUGGUUUGGAUUCUGACCUAUUAACACUUCUGGUAUGGCUGGGCAAAAACAGAUCAAUAAGACAUUUAUCACUGGGGAAAAACUUCAACAACAUCAAGUCAAAAAAUCUAGCACCUGUUCUAGACAAUCUGGUACACAUGAUUCAAGAUGAGGAAUCGCCUCUAACCUCCCUGUCCUUGGCCGAUUCCAAACUUAAGACUGACCUGACAAUUAUCUUGAACGCCCUGGGCAGUAACACGUCUCUGACCCGAGUGGACAUCAGUGGCAAUGGGAUGGGUGACAUGGGUGCGAAGAUGUUGGCCAAAGCUCUGCAGAUCAACACAAAACUCAGGACAGUUAUUUGGGACAAGAACAACAUUAGCCCUCAAGGCUUACAGGACAUAGCUGCAGCUCUAGAAAAAAACUUCACUAUCCGUUUCAUGCCUAUUCCCAUCAUCGAUGCCUCUCAAGCUCUGAAGGCCAGUCCAGAGAAGACAGAGGAUGCACUGCUAAAGAUUGAGAACUACCUUCUUCGGAAUCAUGAGACUCGUAAAUACCUGCAGGAGCAGGCAUACAGGCUGCAGCAGGGUAUUGUCACCACCACCACACAGCAGAUGAUAGACAGAAUGUGUGUUAAAGUUCAAGACCAUCUCAACUCUCUGCGAAACUCUGAGAAUAAUGCCAUUUCAGAAGACAUUAAAAUGGCAGAAAACUUGAUAAGGGAUGCCAGAAAUUCAAAAACGCUCUUGCCAAAUUUGUACCACCUGGGAGCCACUUCUGAGAGCGGGUCUGGUGGCUCAUCAGCUGGACCUAUUGAAGAAAAGCUGGAGUCUAUGGCUGGGGAGAUCACAUGUGUUAUGGAUGAACAGCUGAAGAAUCUGCUGGAGUCCAUGGUGGAUGUGGCAGGGACCCUCUGUCCCCAUGUGAUGAAAAAGGCCAACAUCCGUCAGGACCUUAUCAAAGCCAGUACUGGAAAAAUGUCUGUCCCCCGAAACUUUGUGAAGAACGUCCUGUUGGAGCAAUCUGGGGUUGACAUCAUCAACAAAAUCAGUGAAGUGAAGCUGAGCCUUGCCUCCUUUCUUUCUGACCGAAUUGUCGAUGAGAUCUUAGAAGCACUUUCCAGUUCUCAGCACGUUUUGGCACAGCAUUUGAAAGGUGGGGGUAAACCCUUGGUUCAUCAGGAGUCCCUGGAAAUCGAGGUAAUAGAGGAGAAGGCCCCCAAACGAUCUGUCUCGACAGCAGAGGAUGUGACAGAGGGAGAAAGAAUCGAGGAUCUGGACACAUGCAUGACUCUGUGCUGCACCAGUAUGACGCCCAAGUCAAAAAGAAAAAGCAUUCACAGCAGAAUGCUCCGGCCAGUCUCAAGGGCCUUCGAGAUGGAGUUCGACCUGGAUAAGGCCCUGGAGGAUGUCCCCAUUCACAUAGAGGACCCCCCUCCAGCUCCUAAACUGGAGAAUAGACCAUCGGCAGUCAUUGCUGAGCUUCCUUCUGAGGAAGGCAAGAAACUUCAGCACUUUACCAAGCUCAGACCCAAAAGGAACAAAAAGCAGCACUCCAGCAAGACUGCUCAGGUCAGUACUGCGGCAUUGCAAGAGGGUGAGCAGAAUGGUCUCAUGGGAAGAGUGGAUGAAGGGGUGGAUGAAUUCUUCUCUAAGAAAGUCACCAAGAUGGAGCCCAAGCGUCCUUCUCUGAAGAGUUCCGACUCGCCGGAUGGGAGCGGCGAAACAGACGAGAAGAAAAAACGUGAUUCUCGCAAGAGCGGCUUUCUAAACCUCAUCAAGUCCCGCUCCUCCAAGUCUGAGCGGCCCCAGGCAGCGGCAGCAGUGGCAGCGACCUUGAGCGAGGAGCCCUCCUCUCCCAAGGGAUCGACGAGGAGCCCAGCAGCGGAGCCGGUCAAGAGCAAAGAAGCCAGGUCAGCGGCCACAGACCAGAGCAGCAGCUCGGAUCGCUCCGAGGAGCUCAAGACGCCCGACUCCAUGGAUGAGCACUCUGAGGAUUCCCUGAAAGGCGAGAACAAGGCCGAGGGCAAAGGCAGUCCCCAGGGGGGAAGGCGCUAUGGCAUUCAGGUUAUGGGCAGUGGUCUGCUGGCCGAGAUGAAGGCCAAGCAGGAGAAGAGAGCAGCUGUUUCCCAUAAGACACAUGAUACCUCAUCCAGCCCGGAUAGAAUGGACGGAAAUGUGUCAGCAAAGGGUCACCACACCCCAGCAGAGAGCCGGGUAUCCGGAGCGGCCAAAGGGGAAUCGCCCGCGAGUUCCACAGAGAAAAGCCUAAAAAGUGAAAGAAAGCAUGAAGCUGCACAGAGGAACCGCAGCUCUUCUUCCACCCCAAAUCCCACCAGUCCCAAACCGCCCAUACAGGGUCACAAGCCCAGCCUGAGCGCGCGGCCCCUAAUCCCCCAGAAACCGCGCACAAGCAGCAGCAGGAGCAUAGAUGAAAUCCCCGAUUCUCCAGCUGGAAAUAUUUCUCCAAAGGUAGCUUUGCUGCCACAUGCUCUUAAGAGAGCCCCAUCUGAAAAGGAAAAAGAUGGGCAAAGUAGCCCCCUCCUCAGUGGGUCUGGCAGCUGGGCUUCAGCACAGGAAGUGGAGCUUUCUGGAGAUGAUAGCACGUUUGAUACAGAUCAUGAACCAGACAAGCCCAUCGCUGCAAGAAUGCGAACCACACGGCAGUACUCUGCUAGCACCGCUGAAGAAAUGAGUGAGCAGGAGCGCAGGAAGUCCAACCCUCGACCCGUGCGGCCAGCCUCCAUGACAGAAGCAGCCCAGCGCAGAAGCCCUAGCUGCCAGCACUCGGAGGACAAUGGGUCAAAGGCAAAAGAGAAGUCCCCCAACAAAGACAAGAACCAGGGUAGCAGGUCUGGUGACUCUGGGGAGGAAGCAGACAAAGACUUUAUUUUUGUAUGAGAAAACAAACAGCACUGUCUUCUUGCAUCUGACCUUCAGCACCCAAUCAAGAAUUUAAAAACCCAGUACAGGCAUAAUUUCCCAACUCUAUUAUUUCACUGUUUUCAAGUUGAAUUGAUUAGAAGAGAUGAUGAUGUUCUUACUUUGGAAAGGUAGAGUUACCAGAUGAUGUACUUAGCCUUGACUAAACUUCAGCACUUCUUUCAGGAGACAUGUUUCUGAUAUAAUGGUAAAGCAUCAAAAAUUGGCUGAUGGAGGUUACAGAAUGGCUCUGUUGAGCUGGUUUAUUUGACUCAUAUAUUUAAUUAAACUGGCUAAAAGGUGCUUCAUGUAAAUUAUUUAAAAGUAUCAGUCCAAGGAUGGUGAAUCAUGGCUUACUUGUAGUUUUCUGACUACAUAUUCUGAUAAAGUCAAAUAAUCCCACUAUAUGUACAGUACAGUAGCACAGAUAGGAAAUCCGCCAGCUGAGCAGUUUUAUUGUCUGCAGCAGAAGAACUACAGUAAGACCCUUAAAGAGCUACUAAGCACUAUUGCAUAAAGCCUUAAAAAUUACAAUUAAAUUCUACUUUAUUACAUUUGAAGUAGAUUACACAAUGUUCAUAGAGUGUAUAGUGAAAGCAAGGGAUAUGUGUGGGUUGGGAGGUAAAAAUACUGUGCUCAGUGACGUCGCUGAAUGUACCUACAGUACACAGAGCUUUAGAAAAUUUUACAUUUCUUUAUCAGUAAAUCAUGAACUACAAAACAUGAGGUCAGGCAGACUAAUGGUGAAUUUAUUUUAUCCGAAAUAGUGAAAUAAAAUAUCUGCUCUUAGUAUUUCAGGUCUUAUCAUAUGUUGCUGAGUAGUCCUUUACGCACAUUGUGGAACCUUGCUUGCUGUUUUUUUUUUUUUUAGUUUUCAUGCAGGGGCCUUCCAUUAUGCCACUGCUUCUACUGUUAAACAUGAAUUUAGAAAGUCUUCACUUGUGGAGAACACUAUACUUGUGUCUUUCUUUUUACCUUAUCUAGGGAAUUUGUAGGCUGUUGUCUGAAUUCUUGAAGUCUUCAUCUACACAUUUUACCUUUAUUUGUAUAUUUUGUUAUCUGUGAACAGCCAUUCCAAAAUCUAUAUAGUGUAGGGGUUCAUUUUAGGAGUCGUCUUGAUAUGCAGACUGUCUUGGAGUUCACAGGAAUACAGUAAAAGUUUCAGAGCCUUUCGUAACACCCUGCCCCUGCAAAUGUAUUCAUUGGUGAUCAUUCACGGUUGAAUCAAUUUGCAGCACAGCUGACACUGGAAUUACAUGAUCUAUUAUUAACAUA